CAGCGGAAGUGGAUCCAAAUGAACAAGCAGUUGCAACACAAGAUAUCCAACACAGAUCAGAACGGUGUCAGUGUUAUACAGAGUCAGCCGCAUAGUGCAUUAAACCCCGCAGGAACUGCAGGACUACAGCAGGUUCCUCAAUUAGUUCCAGUGAGUCCCGGAGGUGGGGGUAAGGCCACGCCACCCAGCAAGAUGAAGAAGGCUAGUAUGGAUAAAGACAGCGACGAGUACCGCCAACGGAGAGAACGCAACAACCUGGCCGUAAAGAAGAGCCGCAUGCGCAGCAAGCAGAAGGCGCAGGACACCCAGCAGCGCGUCAAUGAGCUGAAGGAGGAGAAUGAGAGACUUGAGGCCAAAAUCAAAUUGCUUAGCAAAGAACUAAGUGUGCUCAAAGACCUGUUUCUAGAGCAUGCCCACAACCUCGCAGACAACGUGCAGCCCCCUGCUUCUGGAGGAGGCCCUGGAGAUCUGUGCAACAACAACAACAACAACAGCAGCAGUAACAGCAGCCAGUGAGGGCCUGAUGUUAGUUUGCAGCAUGCUAUGCUGUGGGCUGUGUGGAGGCUCUCUAGGCAAAUCAUUUUACUUAAAGGGUUAGUUCACACAAAAAUGAAAAUUCUGUUAUUAAUUAUUCACCCUCAUGUUGUUCCAAACUCGUAAGACUUUUGUUCAUCUUUGAAACACAAAUGAAAAUCUUUUUGAUGAAAUAUGGGAGAUAUCUGUCCCUCUUUUGACAGCUACACAACUGACACUUUGACGCUUCAAAAAGUUCAUAAAGAGAUCAUAAAACUAAUCCAUAUGAAUUUAGCGGUUUAGUCCAAAUUUUCUUAAGAGAUGCACUUUAUAUGCUUUAUUGCUUUAUUUAUAUGCUUUAUUUAUUGCUUUAUAUGAUAAACAGAUUUAAUUUAGGCUUUUAUUCACAUAUGAACAUUGAUCAACAAAUCCUGCUUGACGUGCGAGAACAAACCUCUUACGGAGCUCAAAUGUGCUGAAUAACCCACAAGAAUGAACCUCUCAAUUCAUAUGAAUUUGUUUUAUGAUCUCUUUAUGAACUUUUUGAAGAGUCCAAGUGUCAGUUGUGUAGCUGUCAGUGGAGGGAGAGAAAUCUUUCAUAUUUCAUCAAAAAGGCCUUCAUUUGUGUUCAAACAUGGAAAAAAAGUCUUAUGGGUUUGGAACGACAUGAGGGUGAAUAAUUAAAGAAUUUUCAUUUUCAUUUUUGGGUGAACUAUCCCUUUAAUCGUAUUAUGCUUUCUUUCCCUCCUGUUCCUGGAAUGUGUACUGUCCGCAGUGUUUAACUUGUGUGUCUUCUGUAUGUACACUCAAAAUGAUUUUCUUUUUCACUCAUAUUGAAUCUCGUGCAGAAUGUUAUGACAUCGUGGCCAUAGCAACCACCGAAAGUCCAACCCACGCUCCGAUUUGAUGUGCUGGAGAUAACUUUUAUCACUGCCUUUCAAUUGUAAAGCAGCAUGUUUCAGUGUCUUGAAACUUUGCAAUAACUCAGAGGACUGUGAAAGCUUCUCGGUAGACAAUUUUUAAAUCCGGCAAAGCUGGUCACAAAGGUUUGACAGUAAAUAUGUUCAGUCAUUCCACUCUAUUGUCUAAAGAUAGGAUUCAAAAACUAAGCUAAUAGACAGUACCGCAGUCUGUUAACAUUAUUCAUUAUGAUUUGGAAUUAGGGCUACCAAAAAUGUGAUCAAGUAAGGAUGUCUCCAAAUGCAAAGAGUAGCUAUUUUGUAUUCCUGCUUUUUUGCCUGUCAGCUUGGAUUGAUUCACACUCUUUAUUUGUUGACCAUGUCUUAUAAUAGCAAGUACACUGUUGUAUCUAUGGUAACAGACUGUAGACAGACAAAACGUAUUGCAUCAGACUCCAAACAGUGUCUGCAUUACCAGUAGUCCUUAAAUCCCUACAGUUAAGCCUCCAAUUUUGACAAGGGUGGAGAGGGUGAGAUAGAGUAGAAUAUUAGCUCUAGUCUGUAGGGUGUUGGUAGCUAAAUUAACACAAACUUAUUUCCUAACAGUAACUGUUGUGUCUGUGUAAAUACUGUUGAUGAAGCAGAUAAGAUUUAGAAUGACUGGUGCUGAACAUUUAAAGUCAUAAAUCACCUGACAUGCCCCAAAUUUAUUAAAUUAUGAGUUAUAUUGAAAAUUUCCUUAUCCGAAGAAGCUUUUAUCUGACUACAUCAAAUUUUGGCCAUUUUGUUUCCUUGACCAGUCUCAGAAGUAUGUGUGAAUUUACAUAUGUGGCAGCAGGUGUUACUAAAAGUUAACGGAGCAGCCACGUGACCUUUGCCCUCACUGAUUCUCAUAGAGCUGUGUGUUCUUGGAGUCGCUGUAGAUAGACUUUUGUACCUCAGGCUAUAUGUCAUAGCCUCACCAGACAGCCUUUAAGAUGUAUAUUCCUGUUUAAGAGAACUUUAAAAGGAGGAUAAGAAAAGACAAGGCAAUCUCUUUAAGAUGUCCGAAGCAUCUUUAAUUCUAAUGUAUAUUUUCAUUUUCUAUACCUGAAGUUUUAAACAUUUAAAAAAGCAUGUAAGGCAAUGCAUGAUUAGCACUAUUUAAACAACUAAUUAAAAAUGAUGCUCUAUAGAGAAAUAGCGAAUUGGCGACUGCAUACUUUUGUAUUGUAUCAGGUUGGGCUAAAAUAAAGCUAUUGUGUAAAACUUCUUAAAAACGAGACUAAAGUCAAUAUUUCAUGAAUAUUUGAUCGGCAUAUUUUGCUUAAGUAUGAGGGUUGCUGGGCAACUUGCUUUUUUACAUAAUGUAUACUGGGUUUUUGUGCAUUGUAAAUUAAAAUUGAAUACAAAAUA
Megalobrama amblycephala (Wuchang bream) is the source of this 2807-nucleotide messenger RNA. RefSeq names its product CCAAT enhancer binding protein gamma (gene cebpg). Gene Ontology annotation, molecular function: DNA-binding transcription factor activity, RNA polymerase II-specific; RNA polymerase II cis-regulatory region sequence-specific DNA binding. NCBI's taxonomy places the organism in Eukaryota, Metazoa, Chordata, Actinopteri, Cypriniformes, Xenocyprididae. The record is from RefSeq and is a predicted model, not a curated record. Gene Ontology annotation, biological process: regulation of transcription by RNA polymerase II; DNA-templated transcription. The coding region runs from base 19 to 516 and encodes 165 amino acids. The transcript has 2 exons.